Messenger RNA from Paramecium tetraurelia, 2934 nucleotides. RefSeq lists its product as uncharacterized. Lineage: Eukaryota; Ciliophora; Oligohymenophorea; Peniculida; Parameciidae. The transcript has 3 exons. The record is from RefSeq and is a predicted model, not a curated record.
AUGUUACCUCCACAACAAAGUUCUGUAGAGGCACAAGCUAAUCUGUUUGAAAAUGAACAAAAUUAACAAUUAUAAUAAAGUUUAGAAUUAAAGAUGAAUAUUAUUCUAAUGGCUACAGAGAUUGAGAGAUUACAUAAAAUUUUAAUAUCCAAAAAGGAUUAUUACGAAAAAAAAAUCUAAGAUUUGAUUGAUAGAGAGCUCUAAGACAAGGAAUAAAUUGCUAAAUAAGCAUAAGCUAUUACUGAAUUAAAUUAGCAAAUUCAAUAGAAGAAUGACCUUAUUUCUUAAAUUUUGCAAGAAAAGUCUCAAUAAGAGAUGAAUCUAUUAAUAAGUUAACAAUUAUUUGUUAUCAAUACUUAAUUUAAAAAUGCUGAAAUUUACAUUUAAGAAUUGUAAAAAGAAAAUUAACUUUUAAAACAAUAGUUUGAGGAUGCUCCGUCUUUGAGAUAAAAGCUAUACGACUUAGAAUAAUGGUAUGCUAAAUUAAUUCAUGAAAAAAAUGAAGAAAUUAAUUUACUGAAAACUCAUUAACCUCAUAUAGUAUAAUAUGCACCUCAAUUAAACAUCAUUAAUUAACUUUUAGAUUAAAAAGAAAGAGAAUUGCUAUAAUGGUAAUAUAGUUCAUAAUAAGUGAAUUUAUAUCGUGAAAACUAAAGGUUAACUUAACAGCUUAAAUUUUUAAAUGAUAAAUUGAAUUUGCUAUUAUUCGACAAUGAACAUUUAAAUAAAAGAUUAGCAGACAUAUAAUCGCAUCCCUCUAACCAAACAACAUAACCGUAGUAUGCAACACUCAGAGGAGACUCCUAAUGUACAGCUCCAAUAUUGCACGAUUUUUUGGCUACCAAAACACCUCGAAGAUAUAAAUAAUAAUUCUAAUCAAUCCUUCCAACAGACUUCACAAAUUCAUCAUUAUUAAGCUACAGAAUAAUAAAAAGGCCUCAAUCAGUUGGAUCAGGAAGUUCAAUUCACUUUUUAGGAUCGCCUCCAUAAUUAGUCUAUCACUAGAACUAAUAUUCUCCAAGAUAUUCCAGAAAAUCCUUAUAAAAUCAUUCUGCUUAAUUCAAUGAAUUAUUAAGAUAAACUUAGAUUAUAUAGAAUCAACCUAUCCUUACUAUAUAAAAUAUAGAAACCCAAAUUUAGUUUUUGAAUCAUAUGUUAUUAAUUAAAAGAUAAGAAUUACCAACUCAAACUACUCCUCCAAGAAAAAUUUAUAAAAUUUUGAAAACUCAAGGAAAUGAGAGAACGUCAAGUCCGAACUACACACCUCCUCAAUUCAUUAUCAUGAAAUAACCAAUUAAUCUAUCAUAAUAAAAAAUUCAACCCUCUUAAUAACAAUUUAUUCCUUAAACAGCUAGAUUACUCCCUCAAAAUCAGUUACAAGAUCCUAAUAAUGUUAUUAAAUACCGAUCAUUUUCUGCUGAAACUAAAAGGGAACUUUCUCCUUAUGCUGUCUAAUAUUAAUAGUAACUAAUCCCACAAGCUUCACUAUUUCUCAAUUAGCCAUAACAAGCUCAUCAAAUUUAAUAUAAAUACUCUCCAAUUUAAAGAAUCAUUCCAUAAUAAAAUUUGUAAAACACUAUUCCUAAAUAGACAUAAAGAAGUGUUUCACCUUAAUCUGUUUAAUAUAUGCCUUAUUAAACAUAACCACAAGCACCAUAAACUAUCAGAUUCUAAGAUUUGAAAUAAUAUCAAUCUGUAAAUUUGCAACCACUUUAACAACACCAAGAUCCAUAAUAACAUUACAUUUAACAAUAAUAAAACAUUAUUAAUUACAAUUUGAUUUCAUAAUCCUAACCUUACCUUCCCACUCAAUUUGGAGCAUAUCCACAAAACCCAAGCGAAUAAAAUAGAUCUCCCAUACAUGUUUUAGCUUAUCCAUAUGAUUCCUCUCCAUAAAAUCCAGAGGAUCUAAAUAAGACCAGAUAAAUUUAAAAUCCUAUUUCAUAAAAUCCUUAUGGAUUAUUCAUGACUCCAAACAAUGUCAGAAAACCAGUAAUAUCUAAUAGCAACUCUUCUUAACCAUUUUCAUAGGUGAGAGUAAAGAGAGAAUCACAAGAACCUUUAAGUAUACGAAAAUAAAAGGGAUCAUCACAUUAGAGUAAUAAAUCUCUUCCUGCCUAAGUUUUAUAAUCUACACCUAUAGAUAAUUCUUAAGUUGAACCCUUUGAAUUAUGCAAUGCACCAUAAGAACCAGAUGAAUAAGAGAAAGAACCUUUAAAACCAGAAGAAAUAUAAAAAUCUCCUUAACUUUAAGAUCCAUCUGAAUAAACUCAACCUAAAACUGAUCCUUAAGAAUAACCUAUUGAAUAACCUAAAUAAGAAGAACAAUUUUAAUAACCUUAAAAUCUUAAUGAUUAGGGUAAAAAAAACCAUCAAAAUCCAGAAAAUUUAAAUAAGAAGCCUCAAAAACCUUAUAUCUUGUUAAAUAAACCAUAAAAUCCAAACACUUUGAGUAAACCAAAUUAGAGCUCUAGGAUGUCUAGUGGAUAACCUAUUCCAUAGAUUUCAGAUAAUCAAAAGGAUGACAUCUCACAACCUGAAGAUCAAAAACGAAGUUAGCCAGCUAGUGUUAUAAAGGGUUUAGAAAAUAAAAAAGAUUCUCUCCUUCAAGAUCUUGAUGAGUUAAGAAAAUAUAAAUAAGAAUUAGAUAGAUUGAAUGAUUUAUUAAGUUAAGCUAAAUUAGAAAAUGAAAAACUUAAGGAAAUUUAUUAACAAAAUGAUUUGAAUUGGUAAAAAUAAUUCUAAUAAAAAUAUACAGCUGCAUUGUAGCAGUUACAAUUAUUUGAAAAUAAGCUGGCCAUUCAAAAUAAAGAGUAUAAUUAAAACAUUCAAAAAUAAAAAACUAAUUUUAAUUCUCUACAAUAAAAGUUUGAUGAAUAAGAGAUUCUUAUUGAUAAGUAAAAGAUUGAAAUAAAUAAAUUGAUGCAAAAUUGA